UGGUUCCCUAAUUUAAUUUCUUUCCUUCUUCUUUGUUUGGAGGCUAUAAAUAUAUAUUCGCCUCCGGAAGGGGAGGGGGAGGCUCUCCUUUUCUCUGCCUCCUCCAUUUCGAAUUAGGGUUUUUCUCUGGUUGCCCCUUGUAAUCGUUUGCUAUCUCUUGGACCAGAGAAACCCUCCGAUCUCCGCCAUUAGAGGACGUUCGCCCUCCUCCGAUCCGCUCUUCUUAGUCUCGUCUCUGCCGCUUGUUAGCCUCUCUUCCAGAUGUUGUGAAGUCGUUUCAGGAGGAAAAAAAAAGUAAACUUUUGCUUGUGUCUCGCAGAUUGAAGUGUGGUGGCUAUCUGCCGGAUCCUGUAGAAGAUGGGAGCAUUUAUAUCGAGAUUCUGGUUCACGUUGUUCCCUGCAAAGGAGUACAAGAUUGUGGUUGUGGGAUUGGAUAAUGCUGGAAAAACCACGACGCUUUAUAAGCUACACCUGGGAGAGGUUGUAACCACGAAUCCUACAGUUGGGAGCAACGUUGAAGAACUGGUUUACAAGAACAUACGGUUUGAGGUUUGGGAUCUGGGGGGGCAAGAAAGAUUGAGAGCUUCAUGGGCGACAUACUAUCGAGGUACUCAUGCCGUCAUCGUGGUGAUAGACAGCACCGAUCGAGCCCGGAUCUCCAUUAUGAAAGAUGAACUCUUCAGGUUACUUCAGCAUGGGGACCUUGAGCAUUCUGUAGUACUGGUCUUUGCAAACAAGCAGGACCUCAAGGAUGCGAUGUCCCCAGCCGAGAUAACCGAUGCCCUCACCCUCCACAGCAUCAAGAACCAUGAUUGGCACAUCCAGGCCUGCUGUGCUCUCAAAGGUGAAGGGCUAUAUGAUGGCCUGGGAUGGAUAGCUCAGCGAGUCAGUGGCAGCCCUGCAGCAACUUAAAGUUGGGGAGGUUCUUCUCGUGUGCCAUUCCACAGGAGACUAGGUUGAAAGUUCAAGAGGAGCGUGUUCUUUCUGUAUAACUACAUAAGUCGGCAUUUUUUCUUCCUUUCUCAUUUCAAUUCAACAAAUCAAACUAUGAUGUAUAAAAUAUCUACUUGAUUAGCUUCAAAAGAAUUUGCACUGUUGCAUGAAAAA
Phoenix dactylifera (date palm) is the source of this 1107-nucleotide messenger RNA. NCBI's taxonomy places the organism in Eukaryota, Viridiplantae, Streptophyta, Magnoliopsida, Arecales, Arecaceae. The record is from RefSeq and is a predicted model, not a curated record.